Armigeres subalbatus is the source of this 4981-nucleotide messenger RNA. It is a transcript of the gene ninaC, whose product is annotated as neither inactivation nor afterpotential protein C. Gene Ontology annotation, biological process: regulation of actin filament length; peptidyl-serine phosphorylation. Gene Ontology annotation, cellular component: myosin complex. The transcript has 13 exons. The record is from RefSeq and is a predicted model, not a curated record. NCBI's taxonomy places the organism in Eukaryota, Metazoa, Arthropoda, Insecta, Diptera, Culicidae. The coding region runs from base 139 to 4836 and encodes 1565 amino acids. Gene Ontology annotation, molecular function: protein serine/threonine kinase activity; protein binding; ATP binding.
AACUUUCAGUUGCGGUUUUCUAGUUGAGCGGUACGGUCGGGAAAGCAAAGAAAUUGUCUACGCUCGCAACUUGUUUGACUGUGAGUGCAAUUAGCAAUUGCAUGGAACGAUCGGAAGCGACAAGACCCGCCAAUUAAGAUGUCCCACCUGAAAAUCGACACGCUGCCAGAUCCGGGCACUCGCUACCGGCUUGGAGAGGUUAUCGGAACUGGUGUUUGUGCCAAGGUGUACAAAGCGGUCGAUACCAAGGCGAGCAACAAGAACGUGGCCGUCAAGAUUCAGAAGUAUGAGGCGGAGCUGAAGAUGGCCAUCCAGGAGGAGUAUCGCAUUCUGCGUGAUUUCUCCAAUCAUGGCAACCUGCUGGACUUCUACGGAGUGUAUCGGAAGCGAAUUAAUGGGCAGGCGGACGAAAUUUGGUUUGUUCUGGAGUACUGCGAUCAUGGACCUGUGAUUGAUGUGAUCAAAAAGAUCCAUGUGUCUAAUCGUCGUGUAUCCGAGGAACAAAUAGCUUACAUUUUGCGUGAAACUGCUAAAGCAUUAAUCUUUCUUCAUGAGCACCACGUUAUUCACCGAGACGUUCGUGGAAGCAAUAUACUUCUAAACAAGGAAGGAGAGGUGAAAUUGUGUGAUUUUGGACUAUCACGAGACAGCAAGUCUACGUUAGGGAAACGAGGGACAUGCAUUGGAUCACCGAACUGGAUGGCACCAGAGGUUAUCAGUAGUUCUAAGAAUGAUGAAGAGGCCUACGACAACCGGUCAGACGUUUGGGCCUUAGGUGUCACGGCAAUCGAACUAGGUGAUGGCAAGCCCCCGUUCGGAGAUAUGCAUCCCACAAGAACGAUGUUUCAAAUUGUUCGCAACCCACCACCCACCUUAUACAGACCAGCGAAUUGGACCCAGAACUACAAUGACUUCAUCACGGAGUGCUUGGAGAAAAAUCCAGAUCAUCGUCCAUUCAUGAUGGAGAUUAUGGAGCAUCCAUUCCUUACGCAACUGCCGGAGAAUGACUACCAUUUGAGCCAAGAGCUAAAAAUGUUGGCCGAAUCCAUCAAAGACAUCCAAAUCCCCCAGAAGGAAGAAUUCAAACUGAUCAAGGGGGCACUGAAGGCGGCCGACAAUAAGACCGAGAAGAUGUUCGUAGAAGACUUGGCGGCCCUGGAAACCGUGACGGAGGAAUCGAUUUUGGACGAAAUGAUACAACGCUAUCAGGACGGGUCCACAUACACCUUCGUGGGAGAUGUACUGAUUUCGAUGAACGCCAACCAACCGCCUUCGGAGUAUGUUCGAGGGUUUCAUACCAAAUAUAUGUGCAAAUCACGCUCCGACAACGCACCACACAUCUUUGCCAUCGCCGACAGUGCCUUCCAGGAUAUGCUGCACCACGAAGAACCACAGCACGUGAUCAUGUCGGGCGAAAGUUACUCCGGCAAAACCACCAACGUCAAAUACUGCAUGAAGCACCUCGCUAUUUUGGGUGAAGGCAAUCCCGGAGUGUACCAGCGAAUCGAGUCCGGCUACAGGGUGCUAUCGGCUAUGAUCAACGCCGGUACACCGCUCAAUCCGGACUCAACUCGCAGUAUUGUGCAAACACAAAUGACUUUCGGACCGACCGGCAAACUGUCCGGUGCAAUUUUCUGGAUGUACUUGCUGGAGAAGCUCCGCAUAUCGUCCACCAAUAUGAACCAAUCGAACUUUCACAUAUUCUACUACUUCUACGACACGAUGGAUGCGGAGGGACGGCUGCGUGAUUUCUCGCUGGAACACGGCCGCCACUAUCGCUACCUUCGCAUACCGGAACCAAACGGUGGAAGCAAGCUUCGUUACUGCCGUGAUGAUGUCACGGGGAACAUCCAGGCGUUCAAAGAGUACGAGCAGUUGCUGCGCGAGCUUGAGCUUACACCGCAGCUGCUCGAAACGGUUUAUCGAACGUUGGCGGCCAUUCUGCUGCUGGGGGAGGUACGCUUCAGGGAUAAUGCCGGGGUGACCGAGCUGGAGGACACGGAAGUUGCUAGCAAAGUGGCGGCCUUGCUCAAACUGGACGCGAAGAAGUUUCAGUGGGCGCUGUUGAAUUAUUGUGUGAUAAUUCGCGGCUCGGCAGAGCGUAGGCGGCAUACGGCGGAUGAGGCACGCGAUGCGAGGGAUGUACUGGCGGCGACCAUAUACUCUCGUUUGGUGGACUGGAUGAUCAAUACGAUUAAUCAUAAGAUGUCGUUCGGGCGCGCUAUUUAUGGAGACCAACAUUCCAUCACCAUAACGGAUCAUUUUGGGUUUGAAUGUUUCCAUCGCAAUCACCUCGACCAGCUUAUUGUAAAUUCUUUGAAUGAACAAAUGCAGUAUUUAUAUAAUCAACGUACUUUCGUGUACGAGAUGAUUGAACAGGAAGAGGAGCAAGUCCCGGUCGUCCAGCUGCACUUUUACGACAACAAACUGGCGGUGGACCAUUUGAUGAACAAACCGAAAGGCAUCUUCAGCUUCAUAGACGACGCAAGUCGAGGUCGGCAUGGCCAAAACUACAUCAUCGACUCCAUCCACUCCAACAACAGUCCCUUCAUCAAACGAGCUAGCGGGCACGAGUUCAGCAUCGCCCACUACACGGGUCGCAUCACCUACGAUGCUCGCGAUCUGGCCGACAAGAACCGGGACUUCAUCCCACCGGAAAUGAUCGAGACUCUGCGGAACUCUACCGAGCCUAUCGUUUCGAUCAUGUUCUCGAAUCAGCUGUCACGGACCGGAAACUUAACCAUGGCCGCCGAUGAAGUCGAAGGCAAACAGACUCAGAAACCCACCAAAAAGAAACGCUGGGGUGCGGCGUUGGUCGCCGAAAAGGGUAAAGCCAAGAAAAUGAACACCCUGUCUAAGGGUCAGUACUCGCAGGUUCACAAAAUGCGUACGAUAUCGAAUGUAUUCCGUGCUACGUGUUUGGAGUUGAUUCGGACAUUGGCAAUCGGCCCGAAUAGUGGGGGUACGCAUUUUGUCCGUUGCAUUAGAUCCGAUCUGGAGUACCAACCGAACGGGUUGUCGAAGGAAAUGAUUCGUCAACAGGUGCGAGCGAUGGCAAUCUUGGAUACGGUUAAAGCGCGGCAAAAGGGUUUCUCGCAUAGGAUACCGUUUCAGGAGUUUUUGCGGCGCUAUCAAUUUUUGGCGUUCGAGUUCGAUGAAAAUGUUGAAAUGACGAGGGAUAAUUGUAGGCUGUUGCUGAUUCGCUUAAAGCUAGAAGGUUGGGUCAUUGGGAAAACCAAAGUGUUCCUUAAGUACUACAAUGUGGAAUAUCUGUCGCACUUGUACGAAACCCAGGUGAAGAAGAUUAUUAAGGUUCAGGCGAUGAUGCGAGCAUUUUUGGCAAAGAGGUGCAUUGCUUCCAAAUUGAAGAAUCUGCACAGAGCGUCGGUUAAAAAACGUCAAGCCGCUGAAAAUCCAGAUCAAGCAGCCGUGAGAAUUCAAACAGCUUUCCGGGGGCAUAUGGCUAGGAAAAAGUUCUGUCCAUUGAUCAACGAGCGUACAGGAAAACUGGAUAACGAAACGGCGGAGUUUCUGAAACCUUUUGCCAUACGUUGGAGGACGAAAUCUAUGUAUCAGGUCCUGUUGCAGUACCGUGCUGCUCGUUAUCAAGAUCUUGUUAACUUUUCGCAACAGGUACACAUCUACAAUCAACGAUUCGUAACUGGUGCUACACUUUGUAGCAACUGUAUCCUACUGGAAAAAAUAGAUUCAUCUCAGCGAAGCAAGGCUCUACUUGGACCUACACGUCCAGCCGUUUGGAAACUACGUUUCAGAUGGGACGAAAUUCCAUUCUUCGAUACGACAUACAUGUGCGAUCCCUCGGCCGCCACAUUUAUGUACACCGGAAACGAUUCCGACACCGAAGACUGGGAUGCUCCGCUGCGACGAAGAAGCAACUUAUCAUCGGAUAUCACUAAAUCUGCGCAACGGGGCAACCCAAACGACCCUUUGGAUUAUGGAAUGGCCAAUGAACCAUUCCAUCGAGAUCCUAGCUUACCCAUUCGGAAAUUAUCGCCUCGCCAUCACGUUGACUACUCGGCGCGGAAGUCUCCGGUCCAUGUUCCGGUCAACAUGUCCUCAGUUUAUGCCCCUGUACCAUAUGCACGGCAGAGCGUCGACGACAUUCGUAGCAAAUUUAAUGGGCCCUAUGCAGACGAUCCAAUGUCGAAGCCAGCCGUCUAUAAAAAACGCCCAGCACCGAAGGCUCCGGAAAUGAUGGAAAAGGAACGAUCGCCACCGAUCGAAAGCAGAAACCACAAGAAACGACCAGCUCCGCAGCCCGUCAAACAGUGGGAACCCAAAUCUGGCCCUGAGUACAGCUACGAGCCGAUUAUCAGCCCGACCCGGGUCAACCCCAUCAAGGAAAUGGAGAUGAUUGGCAAGAAAAACUUCAGCGACGAGAACGACAACGCAGAAGAUGAACCACCGUUCAAUUUCCAAGGAAUGCUCCGUAAGACCAACUACAAUCGAGCGUCGAUGAAACGUUCCAAUGAAAACCAAAGAAUGUCCGUCGCCAGUUUUGACUUCGACGAUGUUAACAACAACAACUCGUACAUGGAUAAUUUCAACCGCUCGAAUGCUAACGUUGUCUACCAGAGCAAGGUCGGAGAAAAUCGCCCAAAGUCUUGCCAGGGAUUGGACAACGAUGACAACGAGGCAGCGUUCGCUUUGUCGCGAAAACUUUCGUUAUCGCACGACACGAUGAUGUUUAACGAACCGAAAGCGGGACCAUCCCGUAGCCGCUCGCCAACUCCAUUAGAUGAAAAUAAGAACAACUACAUUCAGGAGGAAAUUGCGCCAGGAGUAUUCAUGCAAGGGUACGUUGAAGACAUCUGAGUCCGAGUAGUAAUUAGGUUUAAUUACUAUAAAACCUUUCGAAACCACAAUGUUAUUUGGAUGGUUUAAUGUUCCAAAUGUUGUAUGUCACAUAUUAUAACUGUUGAUUGAUUGUAUUCUGCAAGAUUAAAGCUUCCCAUUCGUU